Molecule: messenger RNA, 1394 nt
Organism: Asparagus officinalis (garden asparagus)
Lineage: Eukaryota; Viridiplantae; Streptophyta; Magnoliopsida; Asparagales; Asparagaceae
Exons: 2
Coding region: 455-1216 (253 amino acids)
Source: RefSeq, a predicted model, not a curated record
CCAUCACUGAUAAAAUUUUAGAAAAAUCUUCGCCCCUAUGUUUGUAAAGGCAGAAUAUCGAUUAAUAUAUUGAGAUUUUUAGAAAUAGAAUAAUUAUAUUACUUUAAGAUUACAACAUAAUUACCUAAUAGAGCAAAUCCAAAAUAAUUACAUAAUUAUAUUUGUAUUGAACCAACUGCUUCCUGUGAUUUCAACUCAAGUUGGUGUCCUGUAUCUGUAAAAUUAUGAGUUGCUGUCGAUAAUUGACCAGGGUUCACUAUUUGGACUCCCCUUUUCGCUUUCUAAUGAAAUGGUUUUACUCAACAAACCUUUGUAUUGUGUAAUUUGUAUUUAACAAUUGCAGAUAUUGACAUUGCUUCGAAGACUGCUGGUCUCCAGUUCUCCGCUUACUGACUUGUUUUUCAAAAAUGUGGGUGUGACGAAUGAUGCAUCACAAGGAAUCGAUAUUAAAAACAUGAUUCGAGUUAAAAGAGAAAGCAACACAGAAGCUGAAUCAAAAGAAACACACAUCAAUUUGUUUUUAAACAAGUCUACGAAAAAAGUGUCAUUUGUAGAAGUUGAAGAAGAUUAUGUGAACUUUAUAUUUAGUUUCCUAACCUUGCCUCUUGGCGCCCUGAUCAAGCUCCAAAAUAACAAGUCGUUCUUGGGAUGUGUCGAUAACUUGUAUCGAAGUGCCACAAAGGUUAGUUCAGACAAGUUCAAAUCUGAGGAAUGCAGGGAUAUUCUUCUCUCUCCUAAGCUUGCAUCAUUUUUUGGUUACACUGGUAACAUGCUAAAGGUGGAUGAAAUUGCACCCCCUAAGGGUUUUUGCCGUGGUUGUUACAGUUGCUUCUGGAAUAAUAAUGAUAUAGAUUGUGAAGCUUCAGAAUGUGUCCACGGCGUGAAGCGGGCAGAUUUUAGGAUGUUGAAUCCAAAAUCUCCUGAGGGAAGAACAGAAACAGGUGGUGGAUAUGCCAAGGGGAAAUUCCUGGUGACUACUGAUCUUUGUGUGUCUCAAUUAUCCGCCUCUUCCUCGCUCCAAACUGUCAAGAGCCAGGAUCUUUCGUUCAGCGAUCUAGAGAUGAAGAGGGCCGUAUUUGGAGAAAUGCAGGCUCUUGAUCUACUUAGAUCUGCCGUAACCUCUAAAACUCCAAUUGAUGACGUGCUAAAUAUUUUCGGAAAGCGAAGGUGGAAUAUGAAUUUGGUUGCUAAAGAAGAAAUUAAGCCACUUGAUUAAUUACGUGGCUUUUCCGCAAUGAUUUCGGAGCUUUAUGAACCAGCAACUGCAAUGGCGGAUCGAGUAUUAAUUUCUGGAAAGUGGUAUUACCAUAUAGUUAAUAAGUUAUAAAAUUUACAGCUAUUUUUGUUGAAUUUUUUUACUUUGAAAAAUAAAGUACGCUCUCUCAUUAUUAUUA